CCUUGGUGACACGGUAUCCUCAUGAGUGCUGACAUUUUAGAGUUUUAAAACAAUUCUUUCUGGUGCCGUGACGAAUAGCGCAGUAGCUUGGGACCAGUGUAAUCUCCUGCCAGGAACUCAUAUGGCAUGGGAUUGCAGGAUGACUCACAAACCAUCCAUAACAAACGACAGAGUCAGAGAAAAGCCAUAAAAUCCAGUCUUGUGUCAGUGUAGGCAAAAGCCGCGGAGGCCCAAGCAGAAUUUGUCCCGGAAGCCCUACUGAAUGGCACAGAGGAAAGGCAAGACAGGACGGCCCCGUGACAGCAGAGGUCCACAGUCACCAGCAGAUCAGUAGUCCAAGAAGGAAAGAACCCUGUUCUGAGUUGGAACGAAGCUCCAACAGGAAGUCACUGCUGUAAGAAAUGGAGAAAGAUUCUCUGUUCCCGUUCCUGGCAGAUCUCAGAGGGCACGUUCCAGAAGGAGGGGAAUGCACCGGAAGGAAGGGACUGUGUUCCUCAGUGGCAGCUUCCAGGGAUGAAGCUAGACCGGCUCAGAGCAGAGGCAUACGCCGCCUCUUAGAAACUCCGAGGGACAUCACAGGGGCUUCUUGCUGGGCUUUCCUCCUGACAUGGAGAUGGGAAUGAACAAACAGGCUCUGUGGCUCAUCUUUAACCAGGAUGAUGAUGGAGUUAGUAACACAUUCUUGACCUUCUCUCUGCCUGAGAAUGACCACUUAAGGAAGUCUUCUGGAUGGAUGGCUGCUGGAAACCCAUUGCCGUAGCCAGCUCUUCUUCUGUACUCAAGGAGUUACCCUGGCAUUGAGUAAUGAGAAUUUCGAAAACAUAUUUGAGAAGUACUUCCAUCCAAUGCUACUUGUGUUUACUUUUAAAUUGUCAUUUUCUAACCGAGGCUGGCAUUCAUGUCUUCAUUUUGGGCUCUAUCAGUGCAGGUCUUCCUAAAACAGAAGCAAACUGGGGGUUUGUAAUAAAGGAUUUGGAAAAAAUUGACAAUAUUAUUCAAUCUAUACAUAUUGAUACCACUUUAUAUACUGAAAGUGAUGCUCAUCCCCGCUGCAAAGUCACAGCGAUGAAGUGCUUUCUCCUGGAGUUACGUGUUAUUUUGCUUGAGUUCAGUCAUCCUGACCUUAAUGAAACAAUACCUAACAUUAUCAUCCUAGCAAACAGUAGUUUAUCUUCUAAUGCGAACAUAACUGAAACGGGAUGCAAAGAAUGUGAGGAACUGGAGGAGAAAAAUAUUAAAGAAUUUUUUCGGAGUUUUUUACAUAUUGUACAAAUGUUCUAUAAUUCUUGAUUGUAACUGAUCCUCUUCAGCAUGUCUGCUAUUAACAAACAUCUUCCCAGGACUUAAAGCAGUGAAACCUUCUGCAGUUCACAUGGGCUGCCCAAACCAGUUUUUCUAACAAGAGGAUAAUCGAGAAUCUUGAAUUAGAUGAACUCUUGGAAAUGAAGGCGAAAAAUGGCAUUGAAUUACGUGGUGUCUAUAAACUGUCCUCAUACUUAUUUUGUUCACUUAUUCUUAAUUUAUUAUUGAAGUUGUGCAUAUUUGUGGCAUAAUAUAAAGUAUUGAAUAAAACUAUGUACCUACUUUAUCCUUUGAAAUUGCACUGAUAUUUACCCCUUGUAAGGACAUAGGGGACAUUCCUUCAAGGGCAAGAGGGGAAUUACACAGCUGGUGGGCCUGAGCACCACUGGGGAAGGUCAGCUGUGUGCUCCAGCCAGUUAGGAACCCCUAACCACCAGCCUUCACUCACCUCUCCAGUGGGUGUCCCACAAGGAGGAAGAAUUGACUCCCAAUGAGGAAGGAGAAAUAGGUGCGGAACAGGUGCUUUAUCUGCAACAUAGUUAUUGAUAUCAAAAACACCUGUUACUAAAGACAGUGCACGAACCUGGUAUGUAUGAUGCAUCAGUAAAUCUUGGGUGGGAAUGGUAAUAAUAAACCUUCACUGGUAGGUAGAAUCAUGUAUAGAGAACUCAUGGUUGUAAUGAUGUUAAUAUUUCAUGCUUUCCUGAGUGCAAGUGUUUUAUUUUCACUUUUUUUUGCCAUGUUUGUAUAAUAAAAAAAAAAAACUGUUGAUUUGUUAGAGCCAACAUUAUCUGACAUAAAAUAAUUGUUUAUAUAUUUUUGCACUAUACUGUCUGAAAUUUACAACUUUUUUAAAAUAAAACUAUGACUAAAAUGAAA
This is a messenger RNA of Lutra lutra (Eurasian river otter), 2181 nucleotides long. RefSeq names its product interleukin 15 (gene IL15). NCBI's taxonomy places the organism in Eukaryota, Metazoa, Chordata, Mammalia, Carnivora, Mustelidae. Gene Ontology annotation, biological process: positive regulation of tyrosine phosphorylation of STAT protein; immune response; neutrophil activation. Gene Ontology annotation, molecular function: cytokine receptor binding; cytokine activity. The record is from RefSeq and is a predicted model, not a curated record. Gene Ontology annotation, cellular component: extracellular region. Bases 805 to 1290 code for a protein of 161 amino acids. The transcript is spliced from 7 exons.